Nanorana parkeri is the source of this 1009-nucleotide messenger RNA. RefSeq names its product retinitis pigmentosa 2 (X-linked recessive) (gene RP2). The record is from RefSeq and is a predicted model, not a curated record. Gene Ontology annotation, cellular component: periciliary membrane compartment; cilium. Gene Ontology annotation, molecular function: GTPase activator activity. The transcript is spliced from 2 exons. The annotation marks the transcript as partial. Lineage: Eukaryota; Metazoa; Chordata; Amphibia; Anura; Dicroglossidae. Gene Ontology annotation, biological process: post-Golgi vesicle-mediated transport.
ACGCGCACGGCCGCUGGUGACGCCACUAAACAGUUGUGUUGCUGGGCAGCUGCAGAGGCAUUGUCAUGUGACCGCGCAGGUCCUGUGAAUCUUCCGAGAACGCGCUGCGCGUGCGUGUUGUGUGUCUGUUCCUAGCAGGAGUUGGUCGCUGCUGCCCGGGGUUGCCUGAUCCCUGUGUGACCCGUUCAUCUACUGCCUAGACAUGGGCUGUGCCUUCUCUAAGAAAGCCAAGAGAAAGGGGAGCGCCAAAGACUCGGCACCCGGAGAACAGCAACAACAGCAAGACGGGCAGGAGAACAAGCAGUACAGCUGGGACAAGAGGGAGAAGGUAGACCCCAAGGACUACAUGUUUAAUGGCUUGAAGGACCAGACGAUAGGACGGUUGCCAGAUAAAGUCGCAGGCCAACAAUUUGUAAUACAGGAAUGCGAGAACUGCAACAUCUAUAUAUUUGACCAUUCUGCCACCAUCACCAUCGAUGACUGCACAAAUUGCCGCAUCUUCUUAGGGCCUGUAAAAGGCAGCGUGUUCUUUCGCGACUGUAAGGAUUGCAAAUGCAUCGUGGCCUGUCAGCAGUUUCGCACCAGAGAUUGCAGGAAAAUGGAAGUAUUUUUAAGCUGCACCACCCAGCCAAUCAUAGAGUCCUCCACUGGAAUGAAGUUUGGAUGUUUCCAGUUCUAUUACCCAGAACUAGCAGCACAGUUCAAGGAGGCAGGCUUAAGCAUCUUCAACAACACAUGGAGCAACAUCCACGACUUCACCCCCGUGUCAGGAGAGACCAACUGGAGUCUUCUUCAAACUGAGUACGCAGUGCAAGACUACGUGCCCAUCCCAGACUCUGAAGAACUGAAAGCCGUGCGCGUUUCUACAGACGUUAACCGGAGCAUAGUGCCAGUCACUUGGGGUCAGCGCCUGAAAAAAAGUGACGAGUCCUGCUUGGUGGUUUUCUUUGCUGGAGAUUACACCAUAGCAAAUGCCAGGAAGAUGAUUGAUGAGGUAAUGGGGAAGAUG